AUGAGUGAACUAAGGGUCGAAAAACCUGGUAACAAUAAAUUAAACAACAUUGUCAACAAUGGCCCUGUUUCCAUCUUGGCCUACUGUUUCUCCUCCAUCUUAAUGACCGUUACUAAUAAGUUCGUUGUCAAUCUGGAUAAUUUCAACAUGAAUUUUAUUAUGCUAUUUGUUCAAGCCUUAGUUUGUAUUAUAACUUUAGUUAUUUUGAAAUUAUUGGGUUAUGCCAAAUUUAGACCUUUAAACAGACAAGAUUGUAAAAAUUGGUUACCAAUCUCCAUAUUGUUGGUUUUAAUGAUUUAUACCUCCUCCAAAGCAUUGCAAUUUUUGCCUGUCCCAAUUUAUACCAUUUUCAAAAACUUGACAAUCAUUUUAAUUGCUUACGGUGAAGUUUUGUUUUUUGGCGGUAAAGUUACCAAAUUAGAAUUAUCCUCCUUUUUGUUAAUGGUCUUUUCCUCUAUCGUGGCCACUUGCGGUGAUCAACAAGCAGCACGUGCCACUGCUGCCACUGCUGAUCCUACAGAAGAAAUUGUUAUUAGUUUGUUCAACCCAGGUUACCUCUGGAUGUUCACUAAUUGUAUUAGUUCCGCUUUAUUUGUUUUGAUUAUGAGAAAGAGAAUCAAGUUAACCAACUUUAAAGAUUUUGACACCAUGUUUUACAAUAACAUCUUAGCUUUACCUAUUUUGUUAUGUGCUUCAUUUAUGGUUGAAAAUUGGUCUACUGAAAACUUGGCCAUUAAUUUAAGCAAAGAUUCUUUGACUGCCAUGGUUAUCAGUGGUAUGGCUUCUGUUGGUAUUUCUUAUUGUUCCGGCUGGUGUGUCCGUGUUACCAGCUCAACUACAUAUUCUAUGGUUGGUGCAUUGAAUAAAUUGCCUAUUGCAUUGAGUGGGUUGAUAUUUUUUGAUGCUCCUAAGAAUUUCUUGAGUAUUAGCUCUAUUCUCAUUGGGUUUUUGAGUGGUAUUGUUUAUGCUGUUGCAAAACAAAAGAAAAUUCAACAACAAACCACAAAUAAAUGA
Molecule: messenger RNA, 1014 nt
Organism: Saccharomycodes ludwigii
Lineage: Eukaryota; Fungi; Ascomycota; Saccharomycetes; Saccharomycodales; Saccharomycodaceae
Gene: VRG4
Product: GDP-mannose transporter
Exons: 1
Coding region: 1-1014 (337 amino acids)
Cellular component (GO): Golgi apparatus
Molecular function (GO): GDP-mannose transmembrane transporter activity; antiporter activity
Source: RefSeq, a predicted model, not a curated record